This is a messenger RNA of Pseudophryne corroboree (corroboree frog), 3265 nucleotides long. Its product is annotated as E3 ubiquitin-protein ligase TRIM7-like. Lineage: Eukaryota; Metazoa; Chordata; Amphibia; Anura; Myobatrachidae. Gene Ontology annotation, molecular function: zinc ion binding; protein binding. The coding region runs from base 279 to 1853 and encodes 524 amino acids. The transcript is spliced from 2 exons. The record is from RefSeq and is a predicted model, not a curated record.
AGAUUGUAGAGGUACCUGAGGAGAGCGGUACCUCAGGAGCUGAGGAGAGGAUUUUACCUCAUGUGAGAGACGGAGUUCGUGCUCUCAGGAGAGGAAACAGGUCCUGUAUGUAAAGAGACAGGUCCCUUGCAGCUUGAGGCAGCGGGAGAAGGAGCAGCAGUAUAGGCAGCAGCACUGACAAGUAUCAGUGACAGCCAGAACAGUGCUCAGAGGACAAGGGUGUGGAGAGGCAUCAGCGUUCAGGUGCCUGCAUUUCCCUUCUAGAGGAGGCUGUACAAAUGACGUCUGCAAACCUGGGAGCUGAGCUGAGCUGCUCCAUCUGCCUGAGCACUUACACAGACCCUGUAUCCCUGAGAUGUGGGCACAUCUUCUGCCAGGACUGUAUUGUGAGUGCACUGGAUACACAGGAGGGGGCUGGGGGCUAUUCCUGUCCGGAGUGCAGGGCAGAGUAUCAGGAACGCCCGGCACUGGAGAAGAACAGGAAGCUGAGUAACAUUGUGGAACGUUUCCUAUGUAGUCACACAGAUCCGGAGGAGACCCCAAUCUUCUGUACUUACUGUGACUCUCCUGUGCCGGCUACUAAAUCCUGUCUGCAGUGUGACGCUUCAUUUUGUGACAAACACUUGAGCAAACACAGUAAAUCUGCUGAACAUGUUGUAACUGAACCCGCUGUUAACUUUGAGCACAGAAAAUGCUCCGUACACAAGGAGAUGGUGAAGUAUUACUGCUCUGUGGAUUCAGCUGCUAUCUGUACUUCUUGCUGGGUUUCUAGAGAACACAAGGGUCACCACGUGGAGCUUCUGAACGUGGUCUAUGAAAGGAAAAAAGAGACUUUGAGAUCGGUUAGUGAGACCCUGAAGUCUGAGAGAGAGGAAACUGAGAGGACAGUGCAGCGUCUGCAGGUUCACGGGAGAGAGGAGAAGGAGAAAGCCGCUGGUGUCACUGAGAGAGUCACUGAUCUGUUUAGAGACAUCAGGGAGAAGUUAGACACCCUGGAGAGGGAGGUCCUUGGUGAGAUCUCCAGACAGGAAGAGCAGAUGUCACACUCAGUCUCUGGUCUGAUCACACAGCUGGAGAAACAGAAGGACGAGCUGUCCAGGAAGAUUAGUAGCAUUGAGGAGAUGUGUAAUAUCACUGAUCCAUUAACUUUCCUAAAGAAAGAACCAGAAAGUGAUGUCCCCAGUCACAGGAGCUGUGAUGUCACCAGUGAUGUAAGAGUUGCUGGAUGUGUGGCUGAGGGAAUAAUCUCACAGAUGUUACGCAGAGGACUUUUACACUUCUCUGAUCUGAUGGAUCUACAGACAAAGAGACAGCUCUCAGUGAUGGAGAAAGCAGACAUAUUACUGGAUAUAAAGACAGCCUGUAAUUACAUUAUUAUAUCAGGGGAUCGCAGAACUGCCUCUUAUACUGAUGUAUAUCAUCAACACAGACCAGAAGGACCAGAGAGGUUUAUAUCCCAGCAGGUGUUAAGCUCCUGUAGUUUCUCAUCUGGGAGACAUUACUGGGAAGUGGAUGUCGGUAAAGCAGAGGACUGGCUGAUUGGGGUGGCCGGUCACAGUAUAGAGAGAAAGAUAGAGGGUAAUGAAUCAUACAUUGGUUAUAAUGACAAGUCAUGGGGUCUGGACUCCAUGGGUGAACUUGUAGCAUGUCAUAACAAUAUACAUAAAGAGAUAGAUGCAGGCUCUCCUGUGCAGACAGUGGGGAUAUACCUGGACUAUGAGGCCGGGCGUCUGUCCUUCUAUCAGCUGUGUGACCCCAUCAGACACUUACACACCUUCUCCGCCACCUUCACUGAGCCCCUAUAUGCUGCCUACCAUGUGUAUGAGAACUGCUGUAUCAAAAUCCUAAAGUAAAUACUGUAACAAUACAGGGCCGAAACUAGGAUUUUCGUCACCUGGGGCAAAGCAGUAAUUUGGUGUACCCUCCCCCCCCCCCCCCCCCACCACCACCAACCAUGUCAGAAAAAGAAAUCAGAUUGUCAAAAAAAACUUUGAAAAAAGGGGAUACUAUUGGACAAUAUUCCCCUAUGUGCCUCACAUGCCCUAUGCGUCAUAUGUCCUACCAGCAUGUUCAACUACAUGCUCCUCUGUGUGUCCCUAUAUAUUGCACUAUAUCAUAACACUUCAUCACUGCACUAUAUUCCCCCUAUCCACUGCACUACAUCACUAUACUACAUCCCUUACACCCUGAACUACAUCACUACAUCCCCUUAUAUGCUACACCACAUCAGUGCACUACAUGCCCCUAUAUACUGCAAUACAUUACUACACUACAUACCCUAUAUGGUACUCUACAUCACUACACUACACCCCCCACCCCCAUCUGACAGGCAAAGCGGAGGUUGAUACUGCUAACUGGAAGCACAGUAUGCUUCUAUAGCUCCGGGAGCUGACUGCAAUCUCACUGGAGCAGCACAGCACUGCCGGUAAAAAACAAACAAACAAAAAACCUGCUCCUCUAACUCCUUGGCGCCCCUUCAAAUCCUGCACCUGGGGCGCAUGCCCCCUUAGGCCCCCCCUAGUUGCAGCCCUGAACAAGGAGAUUGUGCAAGAAAUCAUAACAAAAUUUACUUACUGUGGGAAAUUUAAUUGAAUAUUACUAAUGUAUUUCUUUGGAUGUUUUUUUUUUUUCUUCCCCAAAUUAAGAACAGUCCAAAUACUAUUUUAGAGGUGAGAUCUAUUUGUUAAAUAAUAAAAGCAUGUAUUAAUCAAAUGGUAACUUUUGCCCAAAAGUUUUAUAUUGACAAAGUUUAUAACAUACAAAGUUCCCCAUAACUGGCGUGCAGAGUUCCCCUGAUCCGCAAACUCGGCGGUCAGUGAUCGGGUUCUGGUCUGUUCCCCGCUACUAGGGAGGGUCUGUGUCAGGCAGACAGUGCUGGUGGUGAUGCCGCCCUCUGUAGGAUGCCUUAUUCAUGAAGGUCUCAGGAGAGGGGUAUAAACCCCAUCCUCGUCUGUGUUCGGGACAGGCCUCCUUAGUAGCAGAGAACAGAGCUUAAUUUAACAUUGAAGGUUACAGUGACACCUGCUGGAUAUAAGGGAUGCUGCACAUAGUGAGCAGAACUUUAUAGCUAACCGCAGUUGUUCUUAAACUGUGUGCUGUGGCAUCCUUGGGUGCCUCAGUCGGGACAUUUUCAGGGGUGCACUGGAUUGGUGGAGAUUCCCCCUGUUGCAAAGCCGUGCGACUGUGACUGUGUGCUAAUGCCGGUAUCUGCUCUCUUUCCCCCCCACCCCCUCCCCCUGGUGUGCAGCCGGGUGUCUCUAUGACU